GCAAAAGGUCCCGUGGGCCCGUCUUUCCUAGAUCUACAAGCCAUUAGCGGCGUUGGACUGGAGGGUGGGUCGACAUUGCUCACCACCCUGUAUAUAGGCUAUAUGUUCAGCACCAUUGUCAGUGGCUACCUUUUCGACAAAUUCAAACGAUCACUUCUUUUAUCCGUUGCCAAGUUUAUAUUAGCGUGGACCGCCAUAGCCAUACCCUGGUGUUCUGUGUACUGGUUAAUGUUAACGGUGUUCUUCUUUCUUGGUGCCAUGGUCGGUGCAACUGAUGCAAUUGCAAAUGCCGAAGUCCAGCGUGUUUGGGGCAAGCAUGGUAAACCCUUCAUGCAGGGCCUCCAAUUCAUGUAUUCCUUUGGAGUCUCUGUGGCACCACUGGUAACCAUCAUAUUUAUGGAGAGUUCCUCAGGGGACAGAGAGGUUACUCUGGAGCAUAACCUAACGCUAACAAAUAACUCAUCAAUUCUAAACAAAACUCUUAUAUCACAAAAUCAAUCGUCUCCAGCUGGAAAUGAAAGCUUAGUUCCUGAAGAGUUUACGUUCGUAAGAAGUACUGAGUUGUAUAAAGUAUUUAUCAUCGGGGGUUCUAUAAGUUUAUUUUCCUGUGCAAUGCAUCUUAUAUUCUACUUUAAAUUUGAUAAAUGGAAUAAAACAACCCAAAAAGAAAACGAAACUAAAACUCCAACGAAAUCGAGGCUGCCUUUAGCUCUACAGAUUCAGUCCAUAUUACUUAUGGCUGGUAUACAAGCAUUGCUUACUGGAAUAGAUGACACCUGGAUAGCAUUUCUUACAACAUUUUGUGUCAAGAUGUUUGAUUGGACGAAAGCAAGAGGCGCCUUGUUAACGUCAGUAAGCAGUUUCGUGGCCGUUGUCGGUAGAUUCAUGGCGAUUUUUCUAGUUCAGGUAAUUUCCCCCAGAAAACUUGUAGGAAUUCACAGCUUGUUCACACUUCUUGUGUUUAUCGGAUUCUACAUCAGCGCACUAUACAAAUCAGACAUUGGGAUGUGGAUUGUUUCGUUGGUGUUUGGGUACGCUAAAGCCCCAGUUCUCGCUUGUGUAUUCUCUUGGACAGAUGAGGUUUUCUUACCGGUGACAGGUCGAAUUUCUUCUCUAUUCAUAGUGUUUAUGACAGCAAGCUCCGCUAGUAAUCCGUUAAUUCUGGGAUUCCUGAUGGAUAAAUUCUCCAACAUGUGGUUUUGUUAUCUCUUUCUGGGUGAAAGUUUUCUGUUGGUAAUUGUUGUCGUGUCGGCGUUAUUGUUGACGAGGCGGGUCGUGCGGAACUACGGAACGAAUUACAGACCUCAAGAUGGCGUGAUCAAGAGAAAGGAAAGGUUGCCUGUCAUUGGUACUUCAACUGUGUAA
Molecule: messenger RNA, 1365 nt
Organism: Ylistrum balloti
Lineage: Eukaryota; Metazoa; Mollusca; Bivalvia; Pectinida; Pectinidae
Exons: 2
Coding region: 103-1365 (420 amino acids)
Source: RefSeq, a predicted model, not a curated record